Molecule: messenger RNA, 1401 nt
Organism: Rhizoctonia solani
Lineage: Eukaryota; Fungi; Basidiomycota; Agaricomycetes; Cantharellales; Ceratobasidiaceae
Product: Retrotransposable element Tf2 protein
Exons: 2
Coding region: 1-1401 (466 amino acids)
Source: RefSeq, a predicted model, not a curated record
AUGACAGAUGCCAAAUCCGCUACACUUAAAGAAUGGCUCAGGGAUGAAUUGAAGGCUGGAAAAAUCCAACCCAGCAAAUCCUCCAUUAGUUCACCCGUCAUGUUUGUUCCAAAGAAGAAUGGUUUGCGCCAAUUGGUUGUAGACUACCAACGCCUCAAUAACCAGACAAAAAAGAACAUCUAUCUGCUACCCCAUCCUGAUGACCUUAUGGCCCAGCUCUGCAGCGCUAAAGUCUUCACUAAGUUGGAUCUACAAUGGGGCUACAACAAUGUCCAGGUCAAGGAAGGCAACAAAUGGAAAACCGCUUUCCAUACCAAAUACAGCCUCUACAAGUUGCUGGUUAUGACAUUUGGCCUAACUAACGCCCCAGCCGCCUUCCAACACUUCAUGAAUGAGCUAUUCAAAGAUCUACUGGAUGAAUGCAUCAUCAUUUAUCUUGAUGACAUCCUAAUCUACUUGAAGGAUGAUGCAACCCACACCCAGCAUGUUCACAAAGUACUGCAAAGGCUGAUGGGAAACCAACUAUUCUGUAAGGCCUCAAAUCUGGAUAAGCUCAAAAUCCAGGCAGUGCAAGAAUGGCCCGCACCAACCAAGGUUAAGGAAGUACAAUCCUUCCUUGGAUUUGCCAAUUUCCUAUGCCGCUUUGUUGCCAAUUUCAGCCAAAUGGCCAGGCUGUUACACAACCUGGUCAAGAAAGACACGCCAUGGAAAUGGGACACUAAGGAACAGGAGGCCUUCCAAAACCUGAAGGAAGCCAUCACCAGUGCCCUGGUACUUUGCCAUGCAGACCCUGCCAAACCUUACUUCUUGGAAACAGAUGCAUCUGGGGCUGCCCUGGGCUCCAUCCUAAGCCAACGCCAGGAAGACAGACGCCUACACCCCUUGGGGUUCUUGUCAGAAUCCUUCAAAGGGGCAGAACAGAAUUACAACACACACAAUAAGGAGCUACUGACAAUCAUCUGCUCCUUUGAACACUGGCGUAUAUUCCUGGAAGGCACAACGCACCCAAUCAUGGUCUUCACGGAUCAUCAAAAUUUGGAAUACUGGAAGGAGUCUAGAACAUUCAAUUGCCGCCACGCACAAUGGCACCUCCUACUAGCUGGAUAUAACUUCCAAAUUGUGUACCACCUGGGCAAACAGUCCAGUAAGCCAGAUGCUCUAUCCUGGAGAUCCAAUCAUGCCAACAUUCCUCCCGCCAAUGAGACCAUGUUACCACACCCGGUAUUUGCCAAUGUUGCCCUGGUAACACCAGAAAAGGAGCUGCAGCGUCAAAUUGAGGCAUCCCUGGACCAAGACAAGUCCCUGGAAGAAAUCCUGCAAUUCCUCCAGAACAAUUCCAAGGCACCCUGUCAUAGACACACUCAAUACCAGGGAAUUUAUUCCCACUUUCUUGAUUUUUAA